This is a messenger RNA of Xylona heveae TC161, 1576 nucleotides long. RefSeq lists its product as hypothetical. The transcript has 5 exons. The coding region runs from base 310 to 1275 and encodes 321 amino acids. The record is from RefSeq and is a predicted model, not a curated record. Lineage: Eukaryota; Fungi; Ascomycota; Xylonomycetes; Xylonales; Xylonaceae.
AUUGUUGCAUCACGCGCCGUCAAUUUCCACUGCCAUCUCUUUGAGUCUCAUCUCACAGGCUCACCUAUCGACUUAGAUUGCUGUCUGGCAUAAAAUCUUCGAGCUUCUCUUUGCUCUCUUUCUCACUUUAACAUCACACAGACUUUAUUGAAUCAUUAGUCUCCUGGUCCCACAGCAGUGAGGUUUCUCCUACGUCCUGGUUUCCGAGUGCAAGAGUCCUCCGCCUUCCUCGACCAUUUCAUUUUCCUGCACCAAAUUUCACUGCAGCACUCAUAUCCAAAAGAACCUUGAUCAAGGUCGCUUCAUACAAUGGCCAUUCUCGAGCACGUCGAAGUAAGGAUUAAGCUAACAAGCAAUGACACGUACCUUCCUGAAUACGACACACCAAACGAGCACUUCAAGUCUUCGGAAACGACGGUUGAGAAGUACAUUGAGGCGCAAACGGACGCAAAGUUUGAGGUUGAGAUUAGGAUAGAUCCAAAAUUCAGGUGGCAUGGUGCGAAGGCGCUCCGGAUCAUAUUGAGAUUAGACGGUGGUUCUCUUCUUAGCCACUCCUGGUAUCAUGACAAGAAGAGUCUUGGAGAGUUGCCUUUUGUUCGGGUAAUAAAUAAAAUGAAAUUCAGACAGCCCAACGGGUUUUCAAAAACAAACUUUAGUUUCAGUUCGAUUGCAAUCGAUGAAAGCUUGGAUAUUGGUUCAGCUGAGCUGGCUAAAACGGCUGCGAAAAUGGGAUUGAUCCAAGUCCAAAUUAUACGCCUGAAGGAACUGCAUUAUCUUGGACGCGCCGAGCUUGGGGCGCCAAAAAAAGGUUCUGCUUUGACAAAGGGCCCAAAGGAAUUGCUAAAGGAUGCACAUAUUUCUCAUUCAGUGAAGCUUUGCAACGAGGUUCCCUCCACUCCGUUUGGGGAAUGGAUACACAGUCCGCUAUCGAAUAUUCAUGGCAAGCCGCUGACAUUCAAUUUCCGUUACCGCUCAAGAUUCUGCCUAGACGUGCUAGGAAUCCUGAAGAUGACUCCCCCGCCAGAAAUUCCACAAGAGCCGGAAGAUCGCCCUACAAUUGAAAACAGUACCCAAGCUCCCAUGACCCAAGAGGAGAUGCAAGCCGCACUUACAAGGCUCCAGGCUGAAAACGAAGUCCUGCGGAAACAAGUUAAGAAGGAAGAAACCGAAAUCAAAGCCGAGCCAUAUAAUCGCAGACUCCCCGAAAUCCAACCUGCAGAAGGUGGACCUAUGAGAAAACGGCGCAAGGUAGUUGACUUGACAGAGGACGAGUAAAGGCCUUUUCCUAUGAAAGGUACGCUAUGAGAGAGACCUCAUGGUAUUGCACUUUCCUUUUUCUCGGCAACAUUCUUCGAUGCAGAAAUCAGUCCACGGCAAAAGUUAUUUAAACAACAAAAAAGAAAAAAGAAAGGAAAGUAGGCUAUGAAGCAAAACUCUUCGAACCUCAAUAGCUUUACGUUAUCUGAAAAUGCCAGUUCAUGAUCCAAGACAGCAAGUAACAUGUCAACUGGCUCUCAAUCUCUCUAGCGUUUCUCUCUAUCAUGUACCUAAUCCAAAAAAUGACUUACUUCUCCAU